GGAGUUUUGUUGACUUCCGUUGUACUGAGUAAGAAAGUGAUGCACACUCCCGCUUACUAAAAUAAAACAAUACAAAUUACAAAGUUUAUUUGUGCAGCAGUGGGCUUUGGUAAGCAGCAGGAAUAAAAGAGCUCUGAUGGAAACAGCACAAAGUUUCAUGUCAGCUUUUUGAUAGAUAAUUCAGAUGUCUGUUGACUCUGUUCCUGAUGCCAAGGCAGGACCAAUGUUGAAGCAAGCCUGUACCUCAGGAAAACAGCUUCUGUCCAGGUUUCAUGGCUGUCUAGUGGGUGCUGUUCUUGGAGACUGUCUUGGAAGUCCUUUUGAAGGCUCAGACUGUGUUACUUAUGAUGAAGUGGAAAGAAUUAGUCUUAACAUGGGUAAGAGUACCAGGUCUUCAAGGCACAGGUUCACUGAUGACACAGCCAUGACCAGAUCCUUAGCUGCAUCACUUAUAGAACACAAUGGAUUCAAUGCUAAGGACAUGGCAACAAGGUUUACAGAUGAGUUCUUCAGAGAUUCUGCCAGAGGCUAUGGUUAUAAUGUCACCACAGUGUUUCAAGCCUGGAAAGAUGAAACAUAUGAUGACGUAUUCCAACCAGCCAGGGAGCAGUUUCAGGGGUCAGGAUCAUAUGGAAAUGGAGGAGCUAUGAGAAUUGCUCCUGUACCUUUGUUUGGGUAUAACUUUACUGAAGCAAAACUGCAGGAGCUUGCAGAACAAACCACCCUUCUCACUCACACACACCCUGAUGCUCUCAGUGGUGCCAUCUUACAGUCUUUUGCCAUUCACCAAGCUCUGCAUGAAACCUCAGAAGUGUUGGACACACAAAAGUUCUUGGAUGGGUUGAUAGAAAAAAUGAAUAAAGUAGAAGAUAAUUCUGAAGGUGUUUCAAGGAGACCAAAAAGACCAUCUGAGGAGGAACCACAUCCAUACUGUUUUAAACUAGAAAAAAUCAAAGAAUUCCUGACGAAAGAUGAAGCAGAUACAAGAGAUGUUGUUUAUGAAUUAGGUACAGAUGUAUCAGCUCUGGGAUCAGUUCCAACUGCUGUGUUUGCUUUCCUUUGGUGCCACAAAGAAAGAAAAGGAUUGGAGAAAUGGAGCCCUUUUGAGCAGACCAUUAUUCACAGUAUUUCCCUAGGGGGAGACACUGACACAAUUGCCAGUAUGGCUGGCGCUAUAGCUGGAGCAUAUUAUGGGAUAGAGGCAAUCCCCUGGGAAUGGCAGAGUCAAUGUGAAGGAGUCGCUGAUGCUAAGAAAUAUGCAGAAGACAUUUUAAAAAUUGUCCAGUCUAAUGUCACAGCAGAAGUGUGAUUUCCAUAAUACUCAUGUAAGGUAUAAAGAUUAAUAAUUAUUUACACAUAAAGGUAUUUAUAUUUUCUGAAAAUGAAAAAAAAAGUUUUUUGAAAAGAUUUGUUUAAUGGGAUUUGCAUAAAAAGGUUUUUGUUCAAAUAUACUCGACAUACUUAGAUUAUAAUUCACAGUUU
Messenger RNA from Lingula anatina, 1482 nucleotides. Its product is annotated as ADP-ribosylhydrolase ARH3. Gene Ontology annotation, cellular component: mitochondrion; nucleus. The record is from RefSeq and is a predicted model, not a curated record. Lineage: Eukaryota; Metazoa; Brachiopoda; Lingulata; Lingulida; Lingulidae.